UUAUUGUUAACAUUUCAUUGCGAUCGGACCGGGUAUCGAUUUGUUAUUUGUCUUAACAACACUGAGACACACAGAGCGAAACAUUUAAUCGGGAAAUUUUGUUGCAAAACCAUCAAACGUCCAUAGAAAAACAACGAAGAGUUACAUUUAUAUCUUCAUUGCAUCGAACCAUUUAUUUUUUUAUAUUUGGUUAAUUUGGAGAAAACAUUUUCUGGAGAUAAAAAAAAAUAUAUAUUAAAAAAAAGUGGAAAAGUGCUGGGAAAAGAAAGGAUAUUGAGACAAUUGAUGAUAACGGUGAAAACAGCAGAAAUAUUAUACUAGUGCUAACGAACACAAAAUCAAGUAUAGAAAAAUACGACGUCUGUUCCCGCCGAAACAGAGACAUUCAGCAACAAAAGCAAAAAAAAAGAAAAUUCAAUUUUUUUUUUUGAGUGAACGGUGUUUUAAUUGCCAUCAACAUAGGUUCGGGACAAAGUAAUGGUUUUUGUAAUGGAGGCACUCGAAUGGGAUAUAUGCAAGGAUCACAGACACGUAGCAAGUAUAAAAAUACUGAUUCAGCACAAAAUCACGUCGAUCGUGUUCGUGUACCCGAUCCAAAUUGUCAAUUUGGUGGGCCAGGCCGUGGAUCCGGUUGGCGUCAUCGUUCAUUAUCCAACAUCGAUUUAACCUCACAGAGUAAGCAUUCGUUCACUAAACAAACGAAAGGGUACACAUCCAGUUUGUACGAUUUAUAUUCACGUUUAGAAGGCCGAAAAGAUAAAAACGAUUUGGAAAACUUGUACGGAAAUACAAACGUAAAUAGUGCUGAAAAAGUUGAAUCAAUAUAUGAUCGUAUUGAGCAAACUUUAGACACAAUUAACAAAUCGGAAUCGUGUAGCUUGCGUCGUACCAGAAGUUUGGCUGUUAUACGCGAAGAGACAUUCAACGAUUUACAAAUUGGUAGCGGCAUCCGAUCGAGACGCUCACAAUUGAUACCACGUGCAAAGCUUUUGAAUCGCAGCUUCUUCCAAAAUCGUUUUUUGUGUUGUGAUUACAGCAGCAACAGCAGCACCAAUAACAACAACAACAAAGUACAUCGGAAGAAAUAUCGGGGUGAAGACGAUAGUGGCAGUGGCGUUGAUACGCAAACAUCCGAAACUCGCGAAUCGGAUGAUUAUUGUGGUAAUUUAAAGAAGCUUCAAGGCACUCAAAUCAUUCAAAAGGGCGAUCAAAAACUAUUGCCCGCUUUGUGGGUUAAUGACAAAAGCGAUUUGGACAGUCUUGAUUCGGAUUAUUUUAAAAAUUCAUUGCAUCAAUUGGACGGCAGUGGAAUCUAUUCGACAUAUGAAGGCAAAGAUCCAUACACGGGUCGAAUAAUUGGUACGCCAGAUAUAUCACUUCAAAACGGUUACAUUGACGAUAAUUUAUCACUGAGAUCGGAUGCACAAGAGCAAUCACCGUUGCCCGACUAUUGCACCAUCAAAACGGAUGACAUCUAUUCAAACAAUAAAUUUGUUAGCGCCGAAGAUGUAUCGGUGAUUCAUGUAAACGGCGGCACCAGCAGCGUUGAUACGAACACAUACAAAGCGAAACGAUCGAAUGGACCAUUGAUAAUUUGUGAAAACGAACAAGCCGAAAAUCGUCGUAUAUCGGAUAUUGUUGGCAUUGAUGAAAUUGAACCAGAUCGAAAACCGAAAUUCCGUGAAGACCAUAAAAGUGUAAUAUCGUACGAUUCAAUUUAUUUGUCGUCGGAAGGUAGCAACGAAGCGGCAACCAUUGUUGAAGAAGAGGAAAAAAUUAACGAAUAUCUAUCGGAUAACAAUUAUUCCACAUUGAGCGAAUAUAUGAACACAAAAAAGGACACAAAAGCAACGACGACGACAACAACAACAACAACGGAAGCAUCAACAGCAAUUAUUGAACCAAUUGCAAAAGAAGACGGUGACAAUUUAUACAGUCAAAUUAACAAAAAUCCACCAGCAAGAAGCGGCAACAUUGCAAGUGAAACAAAAACAAAACUCACCACAUUCUCGGAUAUAUCGAAUCGUGGUACAUUAGAACGGCUCACAUUCAUUUCGUCGGGAAGCGGUGCGCACAACAACGAAAUCAAUAAAAAGGUUGAAAAACCACUGCCACCAACAACAUUAACACCACGUGAUUCGGUUGCUAUUGAAAAUCAGUACUGUUCAUUGCCAUUGGCAAAUAUUAACAAAAGUCUUCAAGCAUCGGAACGAAUUGAUGCAAAACUUCGAUUGUCUUGCUAUCCAUUGGAAGAGCAAACGAAAAUUUACGAUUCGAUUACAAACUUUGGUCGUGCCCAUAAAAAAAUUCGACAACGCGAAUCAUACGAACCAUCACCACCACAUCCAAUACCAAUUCAAAAGGAGGUCAAAUCAAAAGAGCCGAUUUUCAUUGAAUUUUCAAAAAUUGUGCCGGAACAAGCUGUUAUCGUUGCGCCUGCCACCAUUAUUACCGCACCAGUUGCCAUCGAUGCUCUCGACGACAACGUUUUGAGUGGCGUGACAAAGAAUAAUUCAAUUGUCAAAAACAACAGUGCCGAUGAAUCGAAUCAUUUAGUGAAAAUCGAUGAAGAGUGUAUUUCAUUAUUUUCAGCGGAAUUGAAUGAAGUGGAUAAUUUGAGCACAAAAAAUUGUGAAAUCGACGAAAUUCGUGAAAAACCGAAAAACAUUUUAUUGCCGGCCAAACAAAAAUCAAUCGAAUAUAGUAGUUCACCCGACAUUCAAAUCUCACGAGAUAAUAACAUCGAAGAAACGGUUGAUGUGCCAGCUGUUAAAGUAAACCGAAGCGGUGGUCAUAAAUCAUAUCAAAAAUCACAUUAUUCGAAACGCCAACACCAUCAUUACAGCAAAAGUGGUGAACGUUUUGGCGAUAGUCGCGAACAUCGUAUGCAUUCGAAUUUAAAAGUCAAUUUGUCGAACACGUUGAAGCGUCGCUUGGAAAAUAAAACCAAACAUAAUCUCAACGAGAAAUUGACACGAAACAACGAUAAAUCAAGACACCAUAAGCAUCAUCAUCGUGUCCAGCAGGCAAUUAUUGAAAACAUUAAAACACACAUUGUUCAACCAAAUUUCAAUAUGUCACGACCGCAAAUAAUGCAUGUAAUCGAUUCGAAACGCAAUCUACCAAAAUCGGCGUUAAAAAAUAGCAAAGAAAAUAAAGAAAAUGAAAUGAUCAAUGUGAAUACGACGGUAACCGGUCAGGCGAAACAUGAAAUGCUACGAAAAGUCGAUUCGGUUAGAACCUAUUGGUCAAAAUUAAUUGAUACCGUUGAUGGUGAUGAAGAUAUGGUUGACAUGAUGGAAAAUUUACAAGACAAUCGAAAUUUAAAUGCAUCAACCACAUGCAUUAGCGAAACGAUGAGCGCUAAUUCAACACUUAAUCGUAUACUUGAUACAAAUAAAUUGAAAAAAUCAAGUAACGAAGAAAUGGUCUUGAAACCACCAACCAUUAGCGUUUCCAAUAAUACUUUACGGCGAGCUGCAUCGGCCGCAUCAGGAUUACAUUCAUUAUUGUAUACGGAUCGUGAUGAAUUAAACAGUUACACACCAUCGGUGGAAAUUGUCGAAUUGGACGAUCAAAAGCAAGCCGCUAUUGUAAAGGUACAAGGAGUUGAUGCCGAAGAUUUCGAUCAUGUUCGAUACAAAGUCAUGAAAACUGAUACAUUCCAGAAAAACUUGCUCAAUCACACCCGUAAAGAACCACCAUUGGAUGGACUGUUACAGUAUUUGAACGACUAUCGUUUUCAGGAAUUAUUAACCCAGAAUAAUGUGGUCAUAAUUGAACCGGUACGAACGAAAAUCGAACCAAUAUCCAGUAAAUCGCACGAAUCGCCACUUUUAACUUGUAAAAUAACUGCUGGCGCUGGAAAAGGUGACGGUAGCAAAGGUGGAUUGCGAAAGCAUUUCUUUUAUCAUCCGAUCCGUGUCAAUAAAGAGUUGAUUGACGAAGAGCUACCCACACCGGAUACCGUUCGUAAUGCAAAAAAACUCUUUGAAGAAACGUUACUUCUGUGCCCGAUGAAAGCACAAAAAUCGAGAAGCAUGAUUGGUUUGAAUGAAAAUUGUAAAAGUAUCGAUCGAAAAUAUUUAACCUUGGAAACAUUCAACAAUGGGCAAAUGAAGAGUAACAGUAAACAUAGUUUGAAUACUAGUGGCAUUAUUUAUAGUGGAACUGGUAACGUAUGUAAUCGUAUUAAGAAAUGGGAUUCAUCGAGUCUCUCGAGUGGAAUAUCUAGCGGUGAUUUGAGUUCACCGUGCGAUUGCAACGAUAAUGAUGACACAAAAAUGAUAUCCAACGAAAAUGCAAAUGAACUAUGCGAAUCAUACUACGUAAGCCAGGAUAUACUGGAAAAGAUACGUGAAUGUGGCUCAUCGGUUACGUACUAUGGCGGUCGUGUGCUGAAUAAUCAAUCACCUGAAGUGAGCCCAAUGACAAAAGCUAUAAUGCGAGAAAUUCACCACAGUGAUAAUAACAUUUGCGAAGUUUGUCAUCCAAACAACGGUUCACAUGCUAACCGAUUAUACACAAAUUUCUGUGAUGCGGAUAAAAAUCAUUUGGGUAUGAAAUUACGUUUAAUAAAGUCAAAUAGCUGCAAUAGCCGCUUAGAAUUGGCCGGAACACGUUUUAAUGAUGGGCCAUUACAUAAAUUUUGCUCGCGAAAUCGUAGCAUUUCGAAUACAGAGGACACCGUACGAAAUAUCAUCCAACGAAUUGAAACGAAUGCAAUUCAAGAGAAACGCGUACCACGUAUCAUUGAAUCGAAAUGCAUCGAAAAAGCGGCCACCGAUGCAGCAAAAAUCAAACCAAUCAGCUCAUUUCGAAAGCAAGAUUUGAGUGGAUUGUCAAAAUCAAUGGAUCGAUUGGGACCGAUUGAGAUACUAUCACAAGUCAGUGUGAAAAAUCACAUAAAUGCAAUCGGAAUGAAAGCGAAUAGCAGCGGUUGCAUUGGUGGCAGCAGCAGUAACAUCGUCGCCAAAGUAUCAAAAGAAGUUUUAUUGCCACGUAAUAAAGACGUUGAUCUUGCACUUCAAAUGAACAUAAAAUCGCAUAAAGAAAAAGAUAAAGUUAAAACCGCAACACGAAAGGAACUAUUGAAUGGCAACAAGGAGAAGGGCAACGCAGGUGAAAUUCGAUCAACAACAAGAAAAACCGGUCCAAUUACAGCCACCGUUCGGCCAACAUCGAUGCUCACCAAAGCCGAAUUGGAUGAACGACAACAAAUCAAGGAAACUCAUAAAGCAAUAUUAGAGGAUUUGUGUAAGGUGGUCGCCAGAUCCGAAGAGGAAAAAAGCAAGAAAAACAACUUAGUGAAAUGGGACUCACUUGAGAAAAACUAUUUUGCAAAUGAUAUGGCCUUGAAACGUAAACCAAAAUACGAUGACAUUGAAUUUGAAGAAUUUGAAGUAAUCGAACCGAAAAAAUGAACCGACCGAUGCAUAUGGCAGCAAACAAAAAUUUAGCUUAACUUUUAAGCAUUUAUCGCAUAAAGUUUAUUUGUUGUUAUUGUUUUUCCAAAAUAAUCGGCCAAAAAGUGUUCAACAGUGCCUACAAAAACAAAAACAAAAACGGAAACAAACAGCAACGUAUUGAUUUCCUUGUCUAAUUUCAGGCAUUGGUACGUAAUGUAAUUGGCGUGAAAUUAUAAAAUGUAUAUGAAGCAAAACCCACAUUUAAAAUUAAUCACAUUCAAUCCACUUAAUGUUUGUUCUAUUUUUUUUUCAUUACUUUUCAUUCACGCCUGUUCUCUGUAUUUAUUUUUAUAAGAAUUUCUUCGAAAAAUGUAUUUCACUUUUCAGCGAUCCAAAAAAUGAAAUGUAGCGGUGCCCAAGUUCUUGAAAACAACUAUAUGUAGUUUUGCUUGCAAAGAUUGUUGGUAACAUACUAUGAGAAAAAAAGGAUUUAUUCAUUAUACAUAUACAUUCAUACAAAACACUUAUUAUUUAUUUUAUAAAUUCAUUUCUAUUGAGUCUGUUUGGUUUAUCAUAUGUUACUGAAAACGAAAAUAUUACAGUUGUUAAUUGAAAUUUAAAUAAUAUAAUAAAGCCUAUAAACCAGA
Molecule: messenger RNA, 6055 nt
Organism: Contarinia nasturtii (swede midge)
Lineage: Eukaryota; Metazoa; Arthropoda; Insecta; Diptera; Cecidomyiidae
Product: protein javelin
Exons: 7
Coding region: 504-5423 (1639 amino acids)
Source: RefSeq, a predicted model, not a curated record